AUGAAGAAGAAGCAGAAGUCGAUCACGGACGGUCCGGUGGCCGCGCUCGGGGCCGCGCGGCGCGGCGCCAAGCUCGUCAUCGAGCCCCGCGGGGCCUACAAUGCCACGUCGAAGCUCCACGACUUUGACGGGGAGUGCGGCGCCGCCAACCGGCUGAGGAUUCGGCCGACGCUGCUAGCGACGGCUCCGACGGCGGGCUCGCGGACGGCGCCGACGACCCAUGACUCUGCGAUGCCCGCCAGGCCGCAGCUACCGACGAGUGCGGGCCCGCGGAGGCCGAUCCCGCUGGGGUGGACCACAGGACGACUUCCCGGGCGCACCCGCCCGCGGCGAGCUUCAAGUUCGGUGUCCUCCCAGAUGCGAGGGGUCCCUCGGGGAUGGUGGCUCGGCGGAUCCUGUGGUUUUGUUCUUCAGCUCCGCUAUGUUGAUCCUAAAGUUGAUGUUUUCUUGGUCCAAAUUGCACCGAGCGCGGAUAAUCGCGUGGUUGGGGGCUGA
Aureococcus anophagefferens is the source of this 495-nucleotide messenger RNA. RefSeq lists its product as hypothetical. The record is from RefSeq and is a predicted model, not a curated record. NCBI's taxonomy places the organism in Eukaryota, Pelagophyceae, Pelagomonadales, Pelagomonadaceae. Bases 1 to 495 code for a protein of 164 amino acids. The transcript is spliced from 2 exons.